Molecule: messenger RNA, 972 nt
Organism: Schizosaccharomyces octosporus yFS286
Lineage: Eukaryota; Fungi; Ascomycota; Schizosaccharomycetes; Schizosaccharomycetales; Schizosaccharomycetaceae
Product: MADS-box transcription factor Pvg4
Exons: 2
Coding region: 1-972 (323 amino acids)
Molecular function (GO): protein dimerization activity; DNA binding
Source: RefSeq, a predicted model, not a curated record
AUGGGACGUAGAAAGAUAUCCAUUCAGCCUAUUUUGGACGAUCGAUCUCGGAGCGUCACUUUUUCUAAACGAAAAAGCGUCACCAUAUUUGACCGCAAACGUCGACUUUAUGUCUUUUCCUCGCAUGAUUUUCAGCGAACUAUAAAUCAUGUAAAUACUAACCAUAUUUAUGAACAUCAAACUGCUGCCCAAUAUGUGAGCAAGCAACGACAGGCCUUUAUUCCUCGCAACUCUUAUUUUUUACCUUCUUUGGCCGCUGUCAAUUCUCCAAAUUCCCAUCAUCUCGAUCGUGCUUCAUCAUCAUCCACCUAUUCCUCUCCAUCUUCUAAUCCUACCUGUCUAGCCACUUCCUCCCAAAUGAGGCGAGGCAAUGAACCUAUGACUCCUCCUGCUAAUCCCUACAGGUAUCCUUAUAUCAAGAACGAGAGUCCUCGUCCAGCUCCUACUCCUACUCCUACUCCUACUGAUAUAAGCCAUGCCUACGAAGCUCAAAAACAUUACUCACAUUUGUCUCCUGUUAAGGAAAGUCCUUUUCAAUCCGGCUAUGAUCCCACUUUUGCUUCUUCUUUGAAUCACAUGGAUACAAAGCGCAGUUCUAUUCAUAUAAAUAGUUUACAAUCGUUAGCCUCAACUCAACCAGCAUAUGUUGACCGUAAAGCUGGCUAUUGUUCUUCUUCCUUUUCAGACCCCAUGAAAACUAAGCUUCCAGUAGGCUUUCCUCCCCAACCAUCGGUCCCCGAAUACCAUUACAAUAACCAAACUAGACAAGAUGUAGGGCCCUUCUCCACUUCUUCUUAUCCUUAUCCUUACCCUCAUCAAAACUUUCAACAUUUACCAACAUGGAGAAAAGAUCAUGAUCAUAGUUAUGCUUAUAACGUUGUCCCUACACCUAUGAGCAUGUACUCGAUGGAUCCUUCUCAUGCGCUGCCAGACAGACUCGUGCCUAAUGCAGCCCAUCUACCAUAUUGCUAG